This is a messenger RNA of Petromyzon marinus (sea lamprey), 1614 nucleotides long. It is a transcript of the gene TIMM10, whose product is annotated as translocase of inner mitochondrial membrane 10. Gene Ontology annotation, biological process: protein insertion into mitochondrial inner membrane. Lineage: Eukaryota; Metazoa; Chordata; Hyperoartia; Petromyzontiformes; Petromyzontidae. The record is from RefSeq and is a predicted model, not a curated record. Gene Ontology annotation, cellular component: mitochondrial inner membrane.
CAUUGAAGCGCGGCAGAGCACGUGGCUAGCAGCGUCCGGCGGCUCCCCCGGCUCCCCCGGCUCCUCCCGGCUCCACCGGCUCCUCCCGGCUCCUCCGGCUCCCUCCCGGCUCCACCGGCUCCCCCCGGCUCCCUCCCGGCUCCUCCCGGCCUCUCUGCCCUCGCCGCCGUCACCUCGCCAUGGACCCCAUGAAGGCGCAGCAGCUGGCGGCAGAGCUCGAGGUGGAGAUGAUGGCGGACAUGUACAACAGGAUGACGAACGCCUGCCACCGCAAGUGCGUGCCACCGCACUACAAGGAGGUGGACCUCUCCAAGGGCGAGGCCGUGUGCCUGGACCGCUGCGUCGCCAAGUACCUGGACGUGCACGAGCGGCUGGGCAAGAAGCUCACGGAACUCUCCAUGCAGGACGAGGAGACCAUGAAGCGCUUGCAGCAGGCUCCCUGAUCCGCGCCGCACGCAUCGGGGAUCCCCCCACUCCCUCCCCCGCAUUAAAAUCUGUACAUACCUAAAACGCUUAUAGGUUUGUGAUUGAAUGGUUGAGAUCGUCUUGAAUAGCGUUGCUCUUAACCCAGUGUCGACGUCUCGAUGCCUUAACACGUAAAAGGAGCCAUUUGUCCCCGUGAGAGGAUUGACAUUGUUACACAGACAGACGGUGCAGGUCGUUGAUGUCCCCUCUUCACUGUGACGAUGCCAGAGAUGGGAACUGAAUUGCUGAAAACCUCCUAUGCACAUAGCCUAAAGGUGAAGAUUGCUCGUAAUUGUUGCUCUGUAAUAUCCACAGUUCAUUGAUUUUAUAACGAGGAAUUCGUUUUCUUUGAUUAAAAGUCAUUCUUAGACUCAUGUUAAUUGUGCAUAUAAGAAUUUACUAUUUAUGAUUUUUCUCUCCACUAGAUUCAUACUAUAGAUUUCCAUAGUAUUAUCUGCGGUGCAUCGCAACAUCGGAGCAAUUGGGCAGUUAGAGAAGUAUGUUACGUUUACACGACUUCCAUUCGUUGUACCGCCGUUGAACGUUCCCAUUAUUUUCAGAAACAUUUUUUAAUACAUUACUUAAAAACAUGAGCACAUCCCCCCUUGCACCGAGCAGAUGUCCAGCUAUCCGAUAACGUGGUGAAUUGCAUGGAAGAAUCGAUUUUGUAAUUCAACAUCCUUGGUGAUGUGGCGAGUGGAUUUGCCGACGUGUUCAUUUGCACGUGAUGAUGUGGUGUUCCCAAACAGGAAGUAGUACAUGUGCAUAUACCUGUAAGCGGGUUUUUUUAAUCGUAUGCGGGAGAUCUCACGCGGCUGAUGGUGCUUUUCCGGUUCACGCUUCCCGCGGGAGGAACGAGGCAAGGGAGGUUUGCGAUGUUACAAUCGCGUUAACCAAAGUCGUCGCUCGCGACAGGAGAUGGCGUACGUACAUCGUCGACAUGUUAAGAUGAGAAAUUCCUCCGUCCCGUGAUGCCAUUCACUGCAGCGGGGUGUUAUUGUUGUUCGCACCGACUGGUGAUCAUCAGCGAUAUUUAUACUCGGUGUAGCUGUGGCUGCCUUGCAGUGUGCUCAACUCUCGCGGCGCCGUGCAAGAUGUGGGAGGGAUGGCAAAGUCGCCGAUUAAAACUGAAUUUUGGGCUCACGAUAA